GCAAUUCCCUUCCCAGUUGAACCAAUUCCCUUUGCACCCAUAACUCAAAUGACCAUUGCCUCUAGAGCUCUCUUUCUCUUCAAUAAAUCACUCACAACAGCAAUCACUGUAACGACAACACCAAAGUCCAAAAAUUGGAGAAACCAAUUCAAACAAACCCAAUUAGUUACCCAAAUUUCCUCUAUUCUCUUACAAAGACAAAAAAUCCAGUGGCCUUCACUUCUCAAGAACCUCAAACUUUCUUCCUCACAAUUAACUCCAUCGCUCUUCCUUCAAAUCCUCCACAAAACCCAAAAUACCAACCCACAAGUCUCUCUACAUUUCUUCCAUUAUGCAAAGAACAAUCUUGGGUUCCAACCUGAUGCCAAAGUUCUUUGUACACUUGUACAUGUGCUUCUCGGGUCCGGACUAUUCAAACCCGCAAAACCCAUAAUGGAUUCUCUCAUUCAAACAUACCCACCAACCCAAAUUGUUGAUUUCUUGAUUCAGUCAUUCAAAGCUGCUGAUUUUCACAUUCAGGUUUCAGUCUUGAGCUCAGUUCUUGAUUGUUAUUGCAAUAAAGGUUUGUUCUUUGAAGCUCUUCAGGUUUAUAGAAAAGCUAGAGAAUAUGGUUAUUUUAUAUCUAUUGAUAGUUGCAAUACAUUGCUUAGUUUGCUGUAUAGAAAGAAUGAGUCAAGACUGGCUUGGUGUUAUUAUGGUUCUAUAAUUAGGAAUGGGGUUCAGGAGAAUGUGCUUACUUGUUCCCUAAUUGCUCAGAUGCUUUGUAAAGAUGGGAAAUUUGAGAAAAUUAUUCCUAUUAUUGACAAGGGUUUAUGUAGUCCUGUUAUGUAUAAUAUACUUAUAGACUGUUACUCCAAAAGAGGGAAUUUUGAAGCUGCAUUUGGAUAUUUAAAUGAUAUGUAUAGGAAAUGUAUUCAUCCUACCUUUAGUACUUUUAGCUCAAUUCUUGAUGGUGCUUGCAAAUAUCAAAGUGCCGAAGUGAUGGACUCAGUGAUGAGUACCAUGGUGGAGAAAGGACAUAUUCCAAAAGUUUUGUCGGCCGAUUACAAUUAUGUAAUUCAGAAGCUCUCUGAUUUGGGAAGGACAUAUGCAGCUGAAUUAUUUUUCGGGGAAGCUUCUGAAAAAAAGAUUGAGCUGCCAGAUAACACUUAUGGCUCUAUGCUAGGGGCACUUUCCAAGGAAGGUAGAGUUGACGAUGCUAUUUCGAUGUACAACAUUAUACUUGAGAGGAAAAUUUUCGUCAGUGACAAAUGCUAUAGUGCCUUAAUGAGUGUCCUAUGCAAUGAAAAUCCAUCAGACGAAGUUAGCAGUUUGUUGAAAGAUUUAAUAGGAAGAGGAUUCACUCCUCCCAUUUCUCAUGUGUCUAAAUUUAUUGUUUCUCAGUGUGAAAUGCGUAAGUGGAAAGAAGCUGAGGAGCUUCUGAAUGUUAUUCUUCAGAGAGGACUUCAGCUUGAAUCUUUUUGUUGUCGCUCUUUGGUGCGGCACUAUUGCUUUAGCAGAAGGAUUGAUUCUGCCAUUUCUUUACAUACUGAACUAGAGAGACUUGGUGUUGCUUUAGAUAUCGAGACCUACGGUAUACUACUUGACAGGCUGUUUAAAUCAAGACGGCACGAAGAAGCUAUAAGGAUAUUUGAUUACAUGGGAGCUCAUGACAUGUUAAGCAGUGAAAGUUUUUCAAUCAUGAUUAGAGGGCUAUGUCAGGAAAAGGAAUUUAGGAAAGCAAUGAGAUUGCAUGAUGAGAUGUUGAAAUUGGGGCUUAAACCCGACAAAAAAGCAUAUAGGCGUUUGAUUUCUGGGUUUGGCUAAAUAAUAUAGUCUCAUUUAUAUUUGAUCUCUUAGCUUACUGUACAUAUGUACAGUAUGUCUGCUCAUCUGAGAUUAGAUUUCAGUGAUGCUCGCUUUCCGUAGCCAUCCAAUUUUCACAUCUCUAUAUGCACAACAACUAGAACAACAUACGAGGAGAAAUGUGAAUCUGUCCUCUACUUACAACAGAUUUUCAGCUGUCAAGGAAGAUGAUCUUUGAAAGAAACGGAUGAUGACGUAUCUUGAAAACAAUAAAGUGGUAAUUUUUUUUUGAGCUUCAAGAAUCUUAAUGUGCAGUCAAUUUAGUUUAUGUAAUUCACAUCUCUUAAUACUUUUAAUUUGUCAACAAGUAUUUUUUCAAAGGUCUCAUCGUUGUUAUGAUUCAUAUUCAACAUAUCUGCAACUUUUCUAUUCCCUGAAUAUGUUUCUAAAGAUUGAGACUUGAAUUACAUGAUUAAUUUUUGUAGCCAAAUCAAGAAUCCAAAGUUGAAUUUUUGUUAGGGAAUUCUUUCACAGUUGUAGAAGCAUAAAUAUCCAAAGCAUAGAAUACACCUGAAUAAGAAACAAAAACUGAAAAAGUGAGGAGCUGUACCAUGGUUUCAAGUAGCAGAAGAGGAUUAUGCUCAAAAGUGUGAAAAUCCAUUUUAGUCUCUCUUGACAUUAAGAUGUAUAGCAAAAUAUCUAGUAUCUUGAAAUUUGAAAAAAUGCAAGACUUUUCUAGCUGAUGACAGAUUUAACAAGUUACCAACUUGAGAAUUCGUAAUAACUUCCCAAAGUAGAGCAGAAAGCGGGAAAAGAAUUGGAAAGUGCGAAGAGAAUUGGACAAAAAUUGAAACAAAAUCAGAACCGAAAUUAAUUGUAAUACCCAACCGAGAAGACGAAAAGAACUGAAUGAGUAAUCUUUGAAAUGAAUAAAGUGAAGGACAAAGAACAUUGAAGAGAGAGUUUGGGCAGAACCAUAGCAACAACAGGCAUGGAUUUUAGCUUUGAGCCUAUGACAUUGGAAAAUCUGAAGAGAGCUUGAAGAAGAUUUGGGAAAAAAUUAAAGAAAAGCAUACCUGAAAUAGCGAUAGCUAGCUGAGAAGAUGAAGAGAAGUGAAAGAGUAGUAUGAAAUGAGAAGAGCAGCCUUGCGUCUGAAUUUUAGAAUGAGAAAGACAAAAGGACAAAAAGCACCAUUUUAAUAGAGACGUCUAAAUUACUAUUCUACCCUUGGUCGACCUCUACUUCGCUCUUCUAUAUAAUAGGAAAAUCUGGCACUUAUGGUUAAAACUAAAUCCAUUUUUGUCUCUAAUUAUUGUUGGAUUUUCCUAAGGCUUCUAUCAUCAUGGGAAAACAGAGUCGUAAGUGCAAUUUUGUAUGUAUCUGGAGGUAUUUAGUAAAUAAGUUGCAACUCAAUGAGAUGAUACAAUAUGCAUAAUGAACUUCUGCACUUGCAAGCCUUUAGGACAAACCUGCAUGUCCUCAAUCAGGAGAAAUAACUAAGACUUGCAUAUGCUGCACUCUUGUUACCACCCUGUCCCCCUCUCUGGCUUGAUUUUCAUCAUUAUAGCUUACCACAUUCAUUAUGUAAUUUUAACUGAAAUGAGAUGUCAGCCUUGCCUCUUUACUCUUCUAUGUUUUAAGUUAUUAUAAACAUAUAUUAAGUGGAACUCACAGUUUCUUUUUGCUGUUUAAUAUAUCCACUUAUAUUCAUCUCUUCUUCAUUGAUAUAGUAUUUAAGUUGCGAGCGUCAUAACAGUUAAUGAUAUGUGGUCUGAAGUCGUUAUAGUAUUAAUGGAAAUUUAUCAAGGGUAAUCUCAAGUCUCAACAUUGAACACCACUGCUGAUAUGGGUGAUCAUAGGGAAUCUCCCCUAGUGCUGAUUAGGGAUGAAGGUAUUACAGGCAGAAAAAUGGUGAGGACUCACACUCAAAGUUCUUCCCAACGCAGUGCAAACAUCAAACAUAAGCUAGAAGAUGGACCCUUAGUGGCGUAAUUAGUGCUGAUAGUGAUGUAGAGAAGUGCUUCAGUUUCAAAUUUUACUCCUGCUUCUUUUAUAUGGUUUUUUCCUAGAAGAUUAUUUGAGAUCCCUGUGAUCAGACUUACCCGAGAAAGAGGUAGCCAAGGGUUCUCUAGGGGAAAAUAAAGAGCACCAAGGAGGUGGCAAGCGGUAACUUGGAUGAUCUAAUUGGCAGUUGUAGUCUAGUUUUGGUUAUAAGGAGUUUCCAAAGCAAUCACUUGGUGUUAAAACCAAAAGCAGGAGCAUCAAUGCCUUGUUGUGACGCCCAUGUCGGAGGGCGGGUCAAGCAUGACUGACAAGCUUCUGAAGGGAGUGCACAUGUCACCUUAGGCGAAUCCCAAAUCGAAAUGGGAGAGGAAAAUGAAGAGCUCCAUAAGGCACAACACAACUUCACAUGGUACGCAUGCUUUUGGGCUCGAUGAUAGAUAGCCCAAGGGGAAAAUCUAUGAGGUCUGUUGGGCUAAAUUGGAUAAUAUGUGCCAUGGACUUGGGUCGUGACACUUGUACAUGCGUUUGCUUAGUAAAUGUAAAAGCAGAUGCUUCUACUUGGUGAAAAUUUGUGCCUCUAUAAAUUCCAGAAGGUGCGAAAUAUGAUCUACAUCUCUUUUGCAAUGUGAUGGCAGUUGGACAUGGUUUUUAGGAGCAAGAUAUCUCUCCAACUUCCAUUUCUUCGCUUUGUUAUGUUCCAAAUUCCUACAUCUUGUCCGAAGUUUCCACUCAUUUCAGUUUUACAGACUUAAAAAUGCCCUUUGUGAACUGCCAUUUUCUUGGGGGUUUAAUCAUUGCAAGAUAAAUAUGGAAAUGCAGCAAGUGAGGCAUCUUGACUUCGUCAAUAGUUUUUUAUUCUACGGAAUCAGCAAACAGUUUGAACAUAAAUCCGUAAAGGAUCAUGCAAUUUGCUUAUAUAGUACUUGCCUUAAAUUGAAGAAAGUCACUGUACCAGCGUUUUUUUGCCAUGGGAGAAGAUGAUGAUUCAAACAGACAGCUAAUGCUUUGCUAGUCCAAUUUAUGAUCCAAAUUCUGCUGCUUGAUUUGACAUAUUACUACUGCACCAGGAGAUCAGCACUAUAUACUUCUUGUGCCAAAAUUUCUGAAGUGCUGUGGAUCCAAUUUAUGCUAAAUGAACAUUUCCUUGAUCUUGUAGGAAGAGCUACCUUUUGCAGCUGAAAUUAGUAGAGUUGCCUAAUUGUAGACUUGUAGUGCUGCAGCUUAUAUUUUAAUUGAUUACUAUUAAUAUUUGGGAUA
Messenger RNA from Nicotiana tabacum (common tobacco), 5047 nucleotides. RefSeq names its product pentatricopeptide repeat-containing protein At4g21170-like. The record is from RefSeq and is a predicted model, not a curated record. Gene Ontology annotation, molecular function: mRNA binding; protein binding. Lineage: Eukaryota; Viridiplantae; Streptophyta; Magnoliopsida; Solanales; Solanaceae.